GCGCAAUACGUUAAUCAAGUCAUGAAUCAUCAUAACAAACGAGAGGAGAGAGACAGCUCAGAGAGAAAGAAUCAGGGCUUGUUCGUAUUUCCUAAUUUGCGAUUUUUUCGACACCGCCGCUCGCCCUCCCUCCUUCUUUCCUUUUUCCCCGGCGUUCCCCGUCGUCGUUGUUUGCUGCGUAAUCUCUCUCUCUCUCUGUAUCCUGUUCAUAAGGAAUUGGAAUCUAGCUAGGUUGAGGUUCUAGAUCUAAUCGGAAAAAUCAACCUGACUGGAAAUAAAACUUUACGCCAACUCUUUGAUUGAUCAUACUUUGAUUGAAAUUGAGGGAGAGAGUCAGAGGGGGGGAAGGAGGGAAUCUGCCGAUAGAGAAUAUGAAGCGAUGGAGGAAAUCGAACCGGGUAACUUGGGCUCCUGACGUUAGACUGUCUCAGGUGAAGCUCUUCUCAAGAGAUGAUUGUCCUUCAAAAGUAGGAAACCAAGCUCAAUGCCAUGUCAAACACAGGGACAGGAUACCCCGUGGCAUACUGCAGAAUCCAAACAGCCGAGAAUUCAGUGAUCUCCCUCCUCCUGGGUUUGAGGACAGUCACUCGCAAUUUGCUACAUUACUACAGUGGAAGUGCCCUCCCAAGUUUGGAUUGAGCUCUCGGUGGUGCGUCGCUGCUGGAGAAGAAAGCCAGGAGAUGAGAGCUCAGAAACAGAGGGAAAUGAGUUUGUUUGAAGCUGUUUAUCCACGUCUCUCUGCCGUCCCGCCCAAUCCAUGCAAUUUAUUGAAUGCAGAAUGUGAAAAGGCUGAUGCUUGCGUCCCCAUCAUCCCUCUCACUCCUGUUGAAGAAGACGCUGAAGCUUUAGUUCCACCCUCUCCUAUGAAAUGCCAACCACCACCAUCUGCCCAUGAAUCUGCUAACCAGAUUAGCAAAUUUUCACCUCCAUCUGACUUGGUGGAAAAGAAACAGGGACCUGCUGGAGUAGCAACAAUACGACAUCAAAAUCCGGCUGCCGUGAGUAUCGCUGCUUCAACUUUAGCCGCUGCAAAUGCAGCUUCUAUUGACACCGAUCUGCUAGUUAGAAUCUUGAAUGACCCCGACAUGAUCCAAAAACUAGUUGGAGAUGGCACCACCACUGCCAGGGCAAAUGAUGAAAUGGCCAACCCACCUAACCAGCCAAUGCUUUCUGCUCCUGUAACACCUCCCGACUCCAAUUCUGGACUGAUUUUCCGCCCAAACCAGGCGUCUAUUGCUGCACCCACUUACAUUCCCAGGUCGGACCCGAUCUAUCCCGACCUGAAUCGGGUUCAACCUGUGCCUCCUAAUGUCACCAACCCAAACAUUAUGCGGGUCGAACCGGCCGCUGGACAACCUGUGAAGGACUUCGACUACUUUAAGAAUCUAAUAAGGGAACACGGAGCAGACAUGUCGAAAAUGCAUUUUGGAGCGGUCCCAAAACAAUCUUCUGCUGCUGCUGCUGCUGCUGCCAUAGAUUAUGGCGAAAACAGAAAAAUGAGGGAGGUAAAUGCGAAAUUCCAAAAGGCGUGCAUGUACUUCAAAAGUUCGAGGGGUUGCCGCAGUGGCGGAAACUGCCGUUACCGGCAUGACUUGUCGUUUCAGAUGCACACAUGGUCUGGAUUGGAUGAAGCUCCGUGUGCCAAGAGAAUGAGAUUUUUUAAUGGACAAGUUAGUGGAAGAACGUGAUAAAAACGAUUUCUCGUUCUUAAGUCGUUCUAAUCUGUAGGGUCUUAUUUGAACAAAUAAUCGAGUUAUUAUAUUCAUUUCAAACAAAUCUUGCAUCAUUUCGGGAAGGACACUCGUCGUAAUUUUGCAUAUCUUUAUUGAAUGGGUAAGACAUAAUAGAUAUGGAAAAUAUUUACAGCGAGUUAUUAUAUUGACGAAUAACAGUAAAACAGUUUUUC
Messenger RNA from Linum tenue, 1906 nucleotides. NCBI's taxonomy places the organism in Eukaryota, Viridiplantae, Streptophyta, Magnoliopsida, Malpighiales, Linaceae. The record is from the annotation of a GenBank genome assembly.